Molecule: messenger RNA, 7400 nt
Organism: Arvicanthis niloticus (Nile rat)
Lineage: Eukaryota; Metazoa; Chordata; Mammalia; Rodentia; Muridae
Gene: Crybg1
Product: crystallin beta-gamma domain containing 1
Source: RefSeq, a predicted model, not a curated record
AGUGUCUCGGCUUCAGCUCUGGCUGCGGAGAGUGAGCUGCCAGAGUUGAACAGGGCAGACUGGAAAGUGGACAGGCUGGGCUGUAGUGAGAAGCUGGAUAGAGGGAAUGCGGGCCAUGCUGCAUGCGGCUGCCUGUAGUCUUUUGGUGUAUCCAUAGGAAGUGGAGAAGACAGAAGACAGCAUGUCCAGAGCACAACCACCAGAAGACACCAGAAGGAAGCCAGUGUUGGGAAAACUCAGCACUCUUUUUACGGCUGGAAGGAGAAGGAACACCAGGAACGGAUUAGAGAGCCCCACCAACUCAAAUAGCAAAUCUGCCUCUGCUAAAGUCCCAGAAACAGAGAGUGAGAAAAGUAAGGCUCAGGGCAAUCAACUAAAGGCAACCGACGCGGGCGAGGCUGGCGAGGCGGGCUCCAGGCAGGAGGCUGAGGGACAACCCGCUGAGAGCAGUGUUCAGGCAACCGUCUGCGACGCCGAACUGUCCCCUUGCUCCAGCAUCAAUGUAGGGGCUGUGCAGCAGUGCUACGACAAUGAUUCAGCCCAAUUAGAACCUCUCCAGGCAGAGGGAGAGACUUUCCCAGAUGCCACCACCGCUGCCAAGGAGCUGCUGCAUUCCUCACCAGGGAAUCGCUCCGGGCAGGAGAGCGCAGAGACGCCCGCCCGCAGUCCGGGGGAGGACGCGUUGCCUGGCGCUGGCCUCCAACCAGAGACAGCGAGGGGUGUGUCGGGGUCGCCGCCAGAGGAGCACCUCGUGGGAGGAGUAGGAGAGGCCCCCGACGGAGCCCCCGGCGUGGGUACCGAAGCGGGCUCUCUGGGGGCCCCCGGGGACGCGGUUCCUCCAGGUGAGCCUCCCGCCCAGGGCGCAGAGACCAGCGGGACAGCCGGGCCGGUCGACCGCGCGAAUCCCACCAAAGUGCUAAAGUUGGACAUUUACUUGAGCAAGACUGAGGUGGCUCAGGUGGACGAGCCGGCCUCGAUUGCUCCGGGGACAGACGACUGCGAGGAUUCGGACGACAUGGAAAAGAGGUCAGGCGGCCGCCGGUCGGGUCGGCGGAGGAAGUCGCAGAAAUCCACCGACUCCCCGGGAGCGGACGCCGUAGUGGCGCCCGAGAGUGUCACCAAGGACGACGCGGUGUUCGACGACGAGGUGGCGCCAGACGCCGCGGCUGAGAACUGCUCGGCGGAAAGGAAAGUGAAAUCGGUACAAGCGGUUCCCGACGGAGGCGCAGCCCCGCUCGCCAGCCCGGAGCCAAAGCCCAGCUCCUGCCUUAGAGGGCAACCGCGAGGGGAGCCGGAGCGCGGCAAGCCCCUGUCGCCCACCAAGCGGAAGGGUCGCAGCCGCGUCCCCGAGGCCGUGCCCAGCUCGCCCGGCAGCGGCUCGCGCGCUCCCGCCAAGGAGUCCCCACCCAAGAGGGCGCCCUCCGUGGCGGACAGCGGGGAGGAGGCGGGCCGCGUUGCCCCGCGGGAGCUCACGGUCAAAAGCAGCUCGCUGCUGCCCGAGAUCAAGCCGGAGCACAAGAGAGGUCCGCUGCCCCACCACUUCGAUAGCCGGGGCGACGGGGGUCGCAGCCGAGAGUCGAGCAGGGGAACAGGAGCGUCCGACGUCGAUGGCCUGAAGCCCAGGAACCAGUUCGGUGUGGGCAGAUCGACUGUGACCACCAAAGUGACCCUCCCCGCCAGACCCAAACAUGUGGAACUAAAUCUGAAAACCCCGAAGAAUCCUGACAGUUUGGGAAAUGAGCACAGUCCAUUUAGCCAGCCGGUUCAUAAGGGAAACACAGCCAACAAAAUCUCCUUAUUUGAAAACAAGCGGGCUAACGGCAGCCCCAGACACCCUGACGUCCGUAACACGAGAAACAAUCCUCCCUCUAAUAAGACAUUUGUUGGCAGGGCUAAGCUGAACUUAGCCAAAAAGGCCAAAGAAAUGGAGCAAUCUGAAAAGAAAGCUGUGUCAACCAGCCACCAGAAUGGUCUGGUGGCCAAGGAGCCAUCUGCAGAAGGCAAAGCCACAGAAGUCUCUGUCUCCAGAGAAGAGAUUCUUCCAGCCACCAGAGGAGGGGAAGCAGAGCCCACCAAGGAUCAGGUCCUCCGUCCUGAGCCUGAUCAAAGUGAUAAGCUGGAUGUACAAACAGAUGCUGCCUGUCCUUCCCACCCAGUGGCCACUGCUCUGGUUCCUGUGAAGGAUCCUGAGCUCUCCGGAGAGAGCCACCCAGAGGCUGCCAACAGCAAAAGCCCCAUUCUUAACAACGCAAAUGAUACUGCACAGGACAUCACUGUCAUUUGUGAUACCAGAGAGUCUCCCCCAAAGCCACAGGGUGCAUUUUCUGACUCACAGCCAGCAGCAAGUGAAUCAUCUAAGGAGUCUUCUCUCCCACCUUCUGCACCCCUUCCUGUGGACGCCCUCCAAGAUGGCUGUGUUCAACUUCCUGUAUGCAAUGUUCCCUACCCUGCUCUAGACGUGUCAGAAAACCACAAUGGAUCUGUUUUGCCGGCGUCUCCUCACACUGAGAAAACACCAGUUUCCAAACCUGGAGGGGGAGAAGCCAGCCCUCUUUCAACCUCAGAGCACAGCCCAGAAACUAUGGGGAAGGAGUGUCCCUCCAAAGUCCUCGUCCAGGUCCGAUCCUUUGUGCUUCCCGUGGAGAACCCUCAGGAUGUGAGCUCUCAGAUCAUCUCAGAAAGCUCUGAAGUUAGAGAGGUGCAGCUGCCAAGCUGUCAUAGUAAUGAGCCUGAAGUGGUUUCUGUCACCAAUUGUGUUCCCCAGCAAGAGGACAUACCGGACACAUCACCCAAGGACACCCAUCAUGGAGAAGAGCAUGUGGCACGGUCUCGCCCACACAUCACACAGCCAGGACCUGAGAAGGCUCUGCCCAUCCAGGCUCACAGUCAGAGCAGCAGCGGGACACCCCUGACAGCAGAGUUCAGCCUCACCCACUCUCCCAACAGCAGAAGUCAUUCAGAAGGCCCCCAAAGGCCGGGUCAAACUGUGACCAGCCCACUUACCCCCGCCAGUCUUUUGAACGUUUCUGCUAGUAGUGACGAUAGUGUCUUGGAUUCUUCUUCUGAUAUGGAAAAAUUCACUGAAAUUAUUAAAAAGAUGGACAGUGCAGCCUGUGUGCCCCAGAAAAAAAAGAAGGCCAGGGUCCCAAACUCUCCAGCCCCUCACUUCGCUAUGCCUCCCAUUCAUGAGGACAGUUUGGAAAAGGUGUUUGAUCCCAACGUGUUUACCAUUGGUUUGGGGAAGAAGAAGGAAAGCCAGCCAGAGAUGUCACCAGCUUUGCACUUGUUGCAGAACCACGACCCCUUAUCCAAACUGAGAGCCAAGCGUGCGUCCACCGAGCAGAGCAUCCUCUUCAAGUCCUUGCACGCUAACAGUAAUGGGAAGAGUGAGCCGCAGACAGCUUCAGAAGCAAGUGACAAAGAGAACAGGGACAUCAACAGCAGUGGCAUUAAGAGGUCACGGCUAGAAAAAAGCACGCUUUUCUCAAGCAUGCUUUCUUCUCUGCCACAAGACAAAAUCUUCUCUCCCUCUGUGACGUCAGUCAACACCAUGAGCACAUCUUUCAGUACUUCUCAGAACAGCUCGGUAUCUCAGUCAUCAGUGGUACAGCCCAGGAAGGAGGGCGGCCUGCCCUGUGGCUCAGACAAAGAACAGCCACACCUUGCACCCCACAACUCCUUAAAGGUCUUCAAUUUCAACUCAUCAAAUACAUCUCACCUGGGUCCCAGCCACAUGGAAAAGUACCCACAGAAAGAAGAAAGCAAGGAAGAUGUGAGUUCUCAGGGCAACCUGCACUUGCCAGAAAACAACCUUUCGGACUUACCCAAACUGAAGAUCAGUGAUGGUGUGGAAAGCGUUCUUAAAUCAAACCUGCCGAACAUCGGCAGCGUGGACACGGACUUCCUGGGCCUUUUCAAAGCAAGCCGGUAUGACCCAGGCCUUUCUUUUUCUGGAAUGUCAUUAUCAGACUCGAUGACUCUUAGAGGAAGUAUGCACAACAAACUCAAUCCCCGGCCUGGCAAGGUAGUGAUAUUCAGUGAGCCCAACGUCUCUGAGGAGUGCAUCGAGGUGUUUGGGGACAUCGAGGACUGCAGCUCUUGGCGCCUCUCUCCAUUGAUACUAGUGAAAGUUGUCCGAGGAUGUUGGAUUUUGUAUGAGAAAGCCAAUUUUGAAGGGCACUCUCUUGCUCUAGAAGAAGGGGAAUUGGAACUCUCUUGUCUCUGGGGCACGGAGGAUAUCUUGGAUGAAGAAGCAGAGUCUGAUAAGCCUGUGGUAAUUGGUUCCAUCAGACAUGUGGUUCAGGACUACAGAAUCAGUCAGAUUGACUUGUUUACUGAGCCGGAAGGGUUAGGAGUCCUGAGCUCAUACUUUGAUGACACUGAGGAGAUGCAGGGCUUCGGUGUGUUGCAGAAGACUUGUUCCAUCAAGGUGCACUGGGGAACGUGGUUGAUCUAUGAAGAGCCUGGAUUCCAAGGUGUCCCCUUCAUCCUGGAGCCGGGAGAAUACCCUGACUUAUCCUUCUGGGAUACGGAAGAAGCAUACAUUGGAUCCAUGCGGCCUCUGAAAAUGGGUGGCCGUAAAGUUGAAUUCCCUACAGAUCCCAAGGUAAUUAUUUAUGAAAAGCCCUCCUUUGAAGGAAGGUGCAUGGAGCUAGAGACAGAAAUGAGUAGCUUAAUCACGGAAGGAGGUGAGACAGAAGAAGCAACUGGAAAUGACCAUUUGCCCUUCACAUCGGUGGGGUCUAUGAAAGUCCUCAGAGGCGUCUGGGUUGCUUAUGAGAAGUGUGGCUUCACUGGUCACCAGUAUUUGCUGGAAGAGGGAGAGUACAGGGACUGGAAUGCCUGGGGCGGCUACAGUGGAGAGCUCCAGUCUCUGCGGCCUAUAUUAAGUGAUUUUUCAAAUUCGCACAUGAUAAUGUACAGUGAGAAGAACUUUGGCUCCAAAGGCUCCAGUAUUGAUGUCUUGGGAAUUGUUGCCAAUUUAAAGGACACCGGCUAUGGAGUGAAAACACAGUCAAUCAAUGUACUGAGUGGCGUGUGGGUAGCCUAUGAGAACCCCGACUUCACAGGAGAGCAGUACAUACUGGACAAAGGCUUCUAUACCAGCUUUGAGGAUUGGGGAGGCAAAAAUUGUAAGAUCUCCUCCGUGCAGCCCAUAUGCCUGGAUUCUUUCACUGGUCCAAGGAGACGAAAUCAGAUUCACUUGUUUUCAGAGCCACAGUUCCAAGGUCACAGUCAAAGUUUUGAAGAGACUAUAGAUCAAAUUGAUGAUUCGUUUCAGACCAAGUCUUGCAGAGUUUCGGGAGGCAGCUGGGUUGCGUAUGAUGGAGAAAAUUUCUCUGGCAAUCAGUAUGUACUGGAAGAAGGCCACUACCCUUGUCUCUCAGCAAUGGGAUGCCUGCCUGGAGCAACCCUGAAGUCUCUUCGCUUUAUAGAUUUUGAAUUUUCCGAGCCAACAAUUAUUCUUUUUGAAAGAGAAAACUUCAAAGGGAAAAAGAUAGAACUGAACGCUGAAACCGUCAAUCUCCGCUCCCUGGGAUUCAGCACUCAGAUCCGCUCCGUGCAGGUCGUUGGUGGCAUAUGGGUUACUUAUGAGUAUGGCAAUUACAGAGGCCGGCAGUUCCUGCUGUCUCCUGCAGAAGUGCCAAACUGGUAUGAGUUCAGUGCCUGUCGCCAAAUAGGCUCCCUCCGGCCCUUUGCUCAGAAACGAAUUUACUUCAGACUUCGAAACAAAGCGACAGGACUAUUUAUGUCAACCAACGGGAACUUAGAGGACCUGAAGCUUCUCCGAGUCCAGGUCAUGGAAGAUGUCGGUGCUGAUGAUCAGAUUUGGAUCUAUCAGGAAGGGUGCAUCAAAUGCCGGAUAGCAGAAGACUGCUGCCUGACGAUCGUGGGCAGCCUCGUCACAUCUGGCUCCAAACUAGGACUGGCCCUCGAUCAAAAUGUUGACAGUCAGUUCUGGUGCAUGAAGUCAGACGGCAGGAUCUACAGCAAGCUGAAACCAAAUUUAGUGUUGGAUGUGAAAGGGGGUGCGCAGUAUGAUCAAAAUCACAUCAUCCUCAACACAAUGAACACAGAGAAGCUAACACAAGUGUGGGAAGCCAUGGUCCUGUGAACCUGAACCAGGACUGCAGGAGGAGUAUUUCUAGGGGAUUUUCUGGCCACCUUAUUGAAGAAAAAUACAAUUACAGAGCUGCUGAGAGAGCCAAGUGGAAAGUGGACCAGAGGCCAUGGCAGACAGAAUUAUCUUUUCAAAAACAUUUGAGUUUGAAGCCAAUAGUUUGUUGUUCUUGUUUUUUGCCUUUUAUUUUAUCAGUAGCUCCUUCAACAGGCUGCCCCAGUCGCAGCUUUAGGGUAUAAAGAUCAAGACAAGACCACAUUGUGAUUUUUUUUCCAGAAACAGGAGGGGACAAGACCUCUGAGUGUGGACAUACAGAUGAUUCCCUUAGAGGGAAGGACAAAAGCCCAAGUUGGUUGUCAGAAGAUUUUAGCAUUGGAGCAUGCGCUGUCAGACUUCUGAUCCAUGGCCUUAACACUUCCAGGACCAUUUAUGCUGGAUGGCAGAGUGGCAAAGUCCUAUAUUCUUAUUCCAAGAAGUUUAAUAAGUAUAAACAAAACACUAUUUUCAAUUAGUAUUCAAAUGAAUAAAUUUACAAAAUUUUAUGUUGAUGCCUGCUCAUGAACAGAACUUGGUUAAUUAGCCUAUGGACUGCCCUCAAGUGUCUACAGAUGGUUUAAUACCUUCCUUACAGCUGCUACUGGGAUAGAAUUAUGGCCUAACUUAUUAACCCUUACUUUGCUAUCCACACCUAAUGCUAAAGCCAUACUCUAUACUUUUGGUUAAACCAAGACCUUUCAGCCUGGUUUCUCUAGGGCCACUUGCAGGAUGACUGCUUUGGAACUGAGGACACCAGGACCUCUCUUCUGCAGCAGAGGUGUGCAGAGUGAGGGAGAUAUCCCAAGGGCAAUGUGCACUGUUGUUGCAGAGGGAUGCAGACCUCAGUGGGCACUUCAGGAGCAACUGUGUGAUUCCCUGGCCCAGCCCUGCUGCUCAAACUGCACACUGUGCUUUUUAAGCCAAACUGCCAGACAUUUCCUGGAACAGACCUUCCUCAUCACAGUACUGGUGCUCUUGUCAGAGGCUGAACAAAUCCUACUUCUGUUUCACCUGUUCAAGCCUGCUUCCUCUCUGGAGCCAAGAAUAGGCAAUUGAUCGUCCGAAUGUCUAUCUGCAGUUUAAACCGUGCACAAAGGGCAGCACGUCACACGUCUGUCUUGUUCUGUGUACAUCUCUGACUGUAGUCCUUUUGUGUGCGUCCCUACAGUACAGGGGGGUAAGAUAGCCUGUAAAAGACUGUUGAGUUUGUCUUUUGAAUAAACUUAUUCCUGGUUAACUACAC